CAUUAACUUGGCAGAUACCAUUCAUUCGUACAUUAGAAGUUGCUUGAAGUCAAUAUCGUCGUUUACUGUUUUUAUGGCGGAUGAAUGCUGUUUUCUUAAGCAAAAGAAAAUGGUGGACAGACAGGGUCUAGACUAGCAGCUGUAAAACUCGAAUCAACAAAGGGCUGCGCAGUGUUGCGAACGCUAUGCUAAUUUAGCUAGCUUCAUGUAACGUUGUUCAAACUAAAGCUGAGAUCUGACGGCAAUUAGACAAAAGGCAGGCCUUGAAAACGUCUGGGACUUUGACAAAUGCAGAGUGAUGACAUGCUAUGUUGCUGUACUUCUUGGCAUCGAAUAUAUAAAAUAGAGCAGGCUUUCAGGGCCUCACGAUGUUGUGUUCACUUCUGCAGUUAGGUUGCUAGCAAAGCUCUCUGAAAUCAGGCAUACCAUCUUAGGGUUUGUGUCCACUACUCGUGUACACUUAACCAUGCCUUGAACUGCAGUGGUCAUCUCCCACCCUGGAUAUGUUCAUGCAUGGACGUUUUCGUAAUCAAAGUAAUGUCCUCCACAGUUUUAGGCGUCCGAGUUACUGCAACAAGACCUCGAGUCAUUAGGCCGUACUUAGUAAUAGAAUAAAGAUCAUCCACUUGACACAACUAUUUGGUUAUGCUUAUUCUCUACAUUGAAUGUACUGAAUUGCAAUUAUACAAUAACCUAUCCCAUAAUCCAGUGAUUUGCUGAGUAAGUGUCCAGUGUAAAUGACAAACGUGUCAGAUGAUUGGAUAUAAACCACAUGCUAUAUGCUAUACUGUAGGCCUAUGUGUUGGACUAGAGUAUACAAUUGUUUUCUGAUUGAACAUGGCUUGAUGAAUUCUUGGUUGGAAAUAAAAUAUACUCCUACACACAGCCUUAUCUCUGAAAACAUGGAACUGCCACUGUACAAUCCCUGUUCCCCAGACCCGGAUGUCUUUAGUGGACUUGGGGAAAAAGUUGCUGGAAGCGGCACGAUCAGGUCAAGAUGAUGAAGUUCGGAUACUAAUGGCUAAUGGAGCACCUUUCACAACAGACUGGCUUGGGACAUCUCCCCUGCACCUGUCGGCCCAGUAUGGACACUACUCAACCACAGAGGUGUUGCUGAGGGCAGGUGUGAGUCGAGAUGCUCGAACCAAAGUGGACAGAACCCCCCUUCAUAUGGCUGCCUCAGAAGGACAUGAUAGUAUUGUCGAGGUGCUACUGAAGCACGGGGCUGACGUCAAUGCCAAAGAUAUGCUGAAAAUGACUGCUCUCCACUGGGCUACUGAACACAACCACCGAGAGGUUGUGGAUCUCCUCAUCAAAUAUGGUACUGAUGUCCACGCACAGAGCAAAUUCUGCAAACAUGCCCUGGACAUUGCCUUGGAUAAUGGGAAUGAAGAGCUCGCUGAAAUUCUUCAGGUGGCCAUGCAAAACCAGAUCAACACAAACCCAGAGAGUCCAGACACCAUGACGAUACAUACCGCAGCCCCACAGUUCAUCAUCGGGCCAGGAGGCGUUGUGAACCUGGCUGGAUUAGUCUCUUCAGGGAAUUCUGGUAAAUCAGCAGUUGUGGCGACAGAGGAAGUUGUGACCGCAGAUACCGUGGAUGGUGCCAUUCAACAGGUUGUGAGUUCAGGUGGUCAGCAAGUGAUUACCAUAGUAACAGAUGGCAUUCAGCUGGGUAACCUGCAGGCGGGUGGGGGCAUUGGCCAGCCAAUCAUCCUGACGAUGCCAGAUGGGCAGCAAGUGUUGACCGUGCCUGCCACUGACAUCGCAGAGGAGACGGUCAUCAGUGAGGAGCCCACACUAAAGCGGCAGCGCAUCGAGGUGGUGGAGUGUAGCACCAUGAUCCAGGAAGUAGAGGAGAAGGAAACCCUUCAGAAGCAGUUAGAGGAGGCCAAUCGCGAGGCACAAAAAUACAGACAGCAGCUCUUGAAGAAAGAGCAGGAGGCCGAGGCCUACAGACAAAAGCUGGAGGCCAUCACACGGCAGGGCGGCAAGAAAGCGGCGUGAGGCGUCCGUGCGGGAUCAAGUGACAGACUCUCUGAGACUGAGCUCACACAGGAGGAUGCCCUCUCAGCAUGGACACACUGCAGCACACACAUAAACACACAGGGAACCUGUUGGGGUUGGCCUGUGUGUGAAACAUUGUACUCAUUUGAGAUGGAAGGGACAGUGUGAGGGAAGCCACUGAGGAAUUUGGGUGACCAGUGUUGGACACAAAGCGGACGUCCCAAGUAGGUGUCAUCAGACGCCUUCCCUCUAUAAGCUCAUACAGUGUCUCUAAAUGGCCACUGAGGAUGAUUCUUAGAACUGACAUUUUAAUUUGAUUGGACAUGUUAUUUGAACUUGAUUUCAAAUUGAAACAGGUAUGCUAUGUUGAUGGAUGAAACUGACAUAAUCCAUUAUAUUUACUUAGGUCAAAUUAUUAUCCAGUAGUCUAAUUAUGUUGUAAUGAACAGUCAGACAUUUUGUUUCAUCAGAAAAUAUGAUGGCACAUAUAGCUUUUACCGUAAGUCUCCCGGUUCUGACAGCAUAUGAUGUAUUUUGUCAAUCCUGUCAUUUUCCAAAACAAUAUUUUUAAUGUAUUUUUGCAGUUCAGUGGUCUUGAUUUGGCUUUUACUGUCCUCAGCUUUCUAGGCCUACCUUUAAUUAUAAAGACCACAAAUACCCUUUACACAAUUUAAGGAGAACAUCUCCACCUUUGAUUAUCUAAAAGGGAUAGAGUAUAAUUUAACAUAGUAGUAACUAUGUUCUGGUUUGUUUUAAUGACAUUUGGAAAUGUUUUGGCACAUUUUAGCGUCAUAUUUUUAAAAUCUGUUUUUAUGCAUGUAGUGUUAUUCUGUCAAGAAUUAUGAGAGAUUAUGAUUUGUUCAUGGUGUGAAUUCAUCUGUGAAAAGUGGCCUUAUGCGUAUGCUGUUACGAAAGAUAACUAGAACGAAAAAGAACACAGAAAAAGGACUUGGUAUUUUAAACAGGAGCCAUCAGUAUAGGUCAAUAUUUACACAUUUAAACACACAUGGUGUUAAAGCUUUCAACAAAUGUGGCUUCUUAAUUUUGUCAUGUUGUCUGUAAUGUUAUGUUUAUUAUAUUGUGUCAUAUAUUUAUGUACAUCCCUUAAAAAACAUGAUACUUAACUGUAAAUAAUCCUCCAUAAAGCACUGUGGAAACCUUUUUAUACGAAAAUGUGGAAAAGUUGUAUUUUCUUUGUGACUGAAAGAGGCGGUGGGGUUCAACUUAGUGAAAGGCUCAUGAUAGGGAAGAGGUUAGUGUGUAUUGACUGUGAAAAG
Sardina pilchardus (European sardine) is the source of this 3284-nucleotide messenger RNA. It is a transcript of the gene gabpb1, whose product is annotated as GA binding protein transcription factor subunit beta 1. The coding region runs from base 943 to 2007 and encodes 354 amino acids. The transcript has 8 exons. Gene Ontology annotation, cellular component: nucleus. Gene Ontology annotation, biological process: positive regulation of transcription by RNA polymerase II. The record is from RefSeq and is a predicted model, not a curated record. Lineage: Eukaryota; Metazoa; Chordata; Actinopteri; Clupeiformes; Clupeidae. Gene Ontology annotation, molecular function: protein binding; transcription cis-regulatory region binding.